Rhizophagus irregularis DAOM 181602=DAOM 197198 is the source of this 953-nucleotide messenger RNA. RefSeq lists its product as uncharacterized. NCBI's taxonomy places the organism in Eukaryota, Fungi, Glomeromycota, Glomeromycetes, Glomerales, Glomeraceae. The record is from RefSeq and is a predicted model, not a curated record.
AACAUUAAUUACACGUUUAAAUUAUAUUCAAGAAUUAAUCAAAUCUCAAAAAAGUUUGAAACAUAUUUUAUUAAGCUGUUCUUUAAUGGAAUUUCCUGAAAUAAUAAAAGGUCUCUCCGUUCAAGUUGAAACCUUAACUCAUAUUACUAUUCGAAAUAUUAAAUUUGAUCAUGGAUUUCCUUUCACAGAAUUGGCCGAAUAUUUAAAUUUGAAAUACUUGGAAAUAGAAAAUUGUAGAUUUAAUAGGGGAAAAAUAAUAAAACCUGAUUUAAAAGCAUUUCAAAAACUCGAAUCAAUCCUUAUCAGCGCAACUUAUGUGAAUUUUGAAAUUAUGGAGAUUCUAUGUUGUCAAGCCAAAGAUUGUUUACGUGUAUUGAAAUUACCAGCGGGUACAACUGAUUUUCCAAAACUCGAAAAUAUUUGUGUCAACUUUUGUCCAAAUAUAAAAAAAUUUAUAACGUCAAUUAAAAAGUCUUCAUAUAAACACAUAAUUUCUGUGAUAAAUGCUUGCAAAAAUCUUGAAGAGAUUCACAUCUACGAAGAUCAAUGUGAUGAAAUAUUUACGUAUAAUGUUCUUGAUGCUAAUCAAUUCUUGAGAUUACUUGGAGAGAUCUUGCCAAAGUCAGUUCAUACUUUUAAAUACUUGUCAGAUUUGAGCUUUGAUUCAACAUCACUUGAAACAUUUCUUCGUCAAUUCCAACCCAAGAAGUUUAUAUUAUUAGAGUUUAAUGAUUGUUCUUUUUUCUCGGAUGAACACCUUAGUGUAAUUAUUAGUCUCUGUGGUAAAACAUUGAAGAAAUUACAUAUCAUUGGAAAAAAUAAUCUACAUCAUAUGUAUGUUCAUGAAAGGAAACAUCAAUUUCUUGGAGAUCUUUAUAUAGAGAAAUUAAAUCGUAAAGGAUUGUUUAUAGAUAAUUUAAAGAAGGGAACGAAACUGUAAUGUAAUAUGCUGA